Bubalus bubalis (water buffalo) is the source of this 3443-nucleotide messenger RNA. It is a transcript of the gene SUDS3, whose product is annotated as SDS3 homolog, SIN3A corepressor complex component. Gene Ontology annotation, cellular component: Sin3-type complex. NCBI's taxonomy places the organism in Eukaryota, Metazoa, Chordata, Mammalia, Artiodactyla, Bovidae. Gene Ontology annotation, molecular function: histone deacetylase binding. Bases 153 to 1139 code for a protein of 328 amino acids. The transcript has 12 exons. Gene Ontology annotation, biological process: negative regulation of transcription by RNA polymerase II. The record is from RefSeq and is a predicted model, not a curated record.
GGGGCGGAGCCUGGCGAAGACGGGGACGGGGUCGCCGGCGCUCCGGCUCUUGGAGUCGGCGGCUCCCUCAGGCGCUGCGACGCGGACGUAGAGCCUGGAGGGCGGGUGGCUGUGGUUCCCGGGGGGCACUCUCAGCUUCGGGCGGAGGCGACAUGAGUGCUGCGGGGCUUUUGGCGCCUGCUCCGGCCCCGGCUGGAGCGCCGCCGGCCCCGGAGUACUACCCAGAGGAGGACGAAGAAUUGGAGAGCGCCGAGGAUGACGAGCGCAGCUGCCGUGGCCGCGAGUCGGACGAAGACACUGAGGAUGCUAGUGAAACUGACCUGGCAAAGCAUGAUGAAGAAGACUAUGUAGAAAUGAAGGAACAGAUGUAUCAGGAUAAACUGGCUUCUCUCAAGAGACAGUUGCAACAACUGCAGGAAGGUACAUUACAAGAAUAUCAGAAGAGGAUGAAGAAAUUAGAUCAGCAGUACAAAGAGAGGAUACGAAAUGCAGAGCUCUUCCUCCAGCUGGAAACUGAACAAGUGGAAAGAAAUUACAUCAAAGAAAAGAAGGCGGCAGUGAAAGAAUUUGAAGACAAGAAGGUUGAGUUGAAAGAGAACUUAAUUGCUGAGCUAGAGGAAAAGAAGAAAAUGAUUGAAAAUGAAAAGCUAACGAUGGAACUGACUGGAGAUUCCAUGGAAGUGAAACCCAUCAUGACCAGAAAGUUGCGGAGGCGACCGAAUGAUCCUGUCCCCAUCCCAGACAAGAGGAGGAAACCUGCUCCUGCCCAGCUCAACUAUUUGUUAACAGAUGAGCAGAUCAUGGAGGAUCUAAGAACGUUAAAUAAGCUGAAGUCACCCAAGAGACCAGCAUCCCCGUCCUCUCCUGAACACUUGCCCACCACCCCUGCAGAGUCUCCAGCACAGAGAUUUGAAGCUCGGAUAGAAGACGGCAAACUGUACUACGAUAAAAGAUGGUACCAUAAGAGCCAAGCCAUCUAUCUGGAGUCGAAGGACAACCAGAAACUGAGCUGUGUGAUCAGCUCUGUCGGGGCCAAUGAAAUCUGGGUGAGGAAGACAAGCGAUAGCACCAAGAUGAGGAUUUACCUGGGCCAGCUUCAGCGUGGGCUCUUUGUGAUCCGCCGGAGGUCAGCGGCUUGAUGUUCUCCAGUAUUCUUCUUCCCUCGACCCUUUUUCUGGAAUGGUUUUUGGUUUUGUCUUGUUUUCUUAAUAGAAAAUUUUUAACUUGGGAAUGGCUCCUUGGCCUUGGCAGAUGGAGAACACUGUGGUGGAUUCUGCAAGGCACUCUCGUGGCCAGCCCCGUCCCGCCUUGCAUCAUUCUUUCCCUGCACCAACUUCUUCCAGUCGUCCGUCACCCUGAGACUGUUGUACUCUCUGGAGCAUUGGGAGUUGGCUUUACCAAUUUUUUUUUUUUUUUGCUUAUGCUUUGUCUUUUUUUUUUUUUCCCCUCUUUUAAAGCCUCCUCUGAAGAGACAGCUCUCUGUAUUAUCUGUAGGUCUUUCUUCCAUGGCGAGGAGCAGGAAGGGGUACCCUCUGCAAUCCGUUUUCACCUUUUGAAUCUGAUCAGUGGAUCACAUAGGUCCCUUCCUUGUCGAGUGCAGUUCGCUGCUUCCCCAGAAGCUUGGGGCAGAGGUCCUAGCAGAAGAAGAGUCAUUCUCCGGACUCUAAGCCUUCUUGGAGAAACGAAUGUCUUGUGUUACGUCUGGUGUGUUCCAUCCAUUCCACCGGCUGAAAGACAGAAAAGUUUGCGUGAGAGAUAACGUGCACUGCAGUAAACGGGGCUGGAGCAGGGAGAGUGUUUCAUAUUCAUAAAGUGCUGAAGGUACUGAUUUCAAAUGUUGUUUAGACAAGUGGUUUAUUCACACAGAUUUAUUCUAGCUCAGUCUGGAACACGAAGUGCUCAUUUCAGAAAUGUCAGUGUGUAGUUCACUGCUGUCUCCUGCUCCCAAGUAGAUGAGGUGGUCCCUGCUGCCAGCUGAUGAUCUGGGUUGUCUGUGGUCUGUGGGGAGGUGAGAUGGAUGGUGGAGUCAUCAGUGAUCUGUACACUGUAACUCAGAUCACACUCUUGUUGCUGAUGCCAGUGUUUCACCUUGGCCCUUCCAAACCCAUGAAACCUUGUCAGCUCCCAGGAGCUCUGGCCCAGGUUGGAGACAAAGAAGGCUGUGACCGCCAUUAAACCCACAAUCUCCCUAAAUGAAUCCUGAUGAAACAGCCUGCCCUGCUCACGUUCCUUCACUGUCCAGAUUGGACAGAUGACUUAUUGGCUGAUUGUUUGCUUUAAUAUUCUUGUUGCCAUCUUAAGAUGUUAAAGUAUUUGGGUCAAGUGUUAGCAUCUCUGAGCAAUCAGUAGACGUUAUGUGUCCUAGGAAACCUUUGUAAGCAAUUCCCUUGGUCUCAAGUGAUUGUCUUCGUAUUAUCUCUUGAUACACAUGUCCCAAAGUAGGUUGUGGAGCUGUGAGGACAAGUAGAUUACCUUCUCCAGAGUCCUGGCUUCAACAGAGACCAAACCUUAGUGACCCAAAGUAAAGGCUUGUACAGGUACAUUUGAGUUUUAAUUUAUAAUCCAGUUUUCCUCUCAUUUUCUUAUGGUUGUUGGAGUCUCAUUUAGAAAACAGGAUAAAUGACGUCAUUUAUCAGAAGUUGCCUGGGCGUUUUGAGUUUCUUUACUGCCUUCCAGCCUCCCACGGUGAUGAUUUUUACAAUAGUGAACCAGAUCUGCACUAAACAGGGCCUUCACCUUUUAUUUUUUCUUGGCAGCCUUUGCUGUAAGGGCGGCCCUCUCUUGGCUGAAUUUUCGCUGUGGUGUGUGUCACCUCCCAUAAUAUCAGGGAGCUCUUUGUUAUCCCCUUGCACACUGCUGGAAAUUUAUUUAGAUGUAUUUUGUGUGUGUUGCCAUCAAAGAUGGUUUAAAAAAAUUUUUUUUUUUGAUGAUUGUCUUAUCUUCCUACCACUGCUCUAGAGUUUCUUUGGGGGAGUGGUGGUGGUAAGAAUUGUAUUGAUAACAGUUUUUCAGCAUUGAAGCAGCAGCAUCUCGCCUUGUUUUCUGGCCUUGCCUGGUGGUUCCUUUGUGCUUUCAUAAAAAGAUUAGUGAUUUGAAGACCAGGCACUUUAGCCUUUUCUCUUCUGUAAAUUUGGAGAAUGUUUGAGGCCACACUUCAGCAUGGACUCUGCCACAUCACUACCUUCUCCUCAGUAUCCUCGCAGCCCUUCACAGUCAUGAUGUGGUGAGAAUGGGGGAGACCAUGUGGUCCACUUGAGAUAUGGCACAGUAAAUUAUAUUCCUGAUCCUGGUAGAUUUGCUUUUUAUUUAGUCACUCCAGAGGUGAAGAGUCAGUAGUUCUGCCCCUCAGAUAGUCCCCUGUGGUUGGUGACCAGGGAGGGAAGAGCCCCCUUGUUAGGAGAUAGAGGUGCUUUUAUGAUGGGCAAAGUCAAACAAGACAAGGA